UGCGUGAUCACGCAUUACCUACAAAAUAAGGUCCACUCUAAGUUCACUUCUGUCACGGAGGCAUAUAAACAAACAGUGUUGUGUUAAAUGUGCCGGGAAAAUGGCGGCCCCGUCAAACGGUAGUGGUAAUUUAGUGGAAGAAUUUGAAGAAUCUUUUCAGGCAUGUCUGAACGUGCUGACGAAGCAGGAAGCCUCUCCUUGCGUGGAGAAGGAGGAGGUGAAAGUCGAAGUGGAAAGGUUCAUCGACCUCGCCAGGCAGAUGGAAGCUUUCUUCUUACAAAAGAGAUUCCUCUUAUCCGCAAUGAGGCCGGAGUUACUAGUGAAAGAAGAUAACAAUGAACUGAAAUGUGAGCUGCAGAGAAAGGAGGAGUUGCUCAGAAGGCAUUACGACAAGAUCAGCCAGUGGCAGAACUUGUUAGCUGACUUGCAGAACAUUUCUGCACAGGGCCACACGGUGUACAACAAGUGCCAGCAACAGACUGCGCAGGCGCCGCCCGCGGUGCAACAGGCGCCUGCGCCCCAACAUGUGGUGCAGCAGAGCGUGCAGGCACAACAAAUGGCAGCAGCGGCAGCAGCGCAACAAGCAGCGUUGCAGCAACAAGCAGCGUUACAGCAACAGCAGAUGCAGAACAGUUUGGCUCAAGGUAUGUUCCUGGCCGGAGGCCGGGGUGCCUACGCCGGGACACCACUGCAGGGGCCCCUGGCUUAUCUGGAGAAGACUGCUACUAAUAUAGAUAUGGUGGGUCUGGGCGACGGGCGGAGGUGACGCGGCCGCGGGAGGGGCAGGGGCAGAGGCCGCGGCAGAGGCCGAGGUCGUGGAGCGUCCCCUGAGUAUGGCGGCAGCAUGACCCCGCCAUAGCGCAACCCCCUCCCGGCAGCGUCCGCGCCGGACACACACAUAGACACACACACAGUCAUACACACAGACACACACAUGUAUUACACACACUAUUGAGUAUAUGCUUAGAGAAUGGAUGACAUAAUGAUGGGGUCUUUUAAAGUCACUUUAUAUAGUAGGUACAAUGUAGAAGUUGUAUGUACCUAUUAUUCGAUUUAUUUAUUUAUAAUUGUACUGCUGUAACAUCUGUUGGUAAACCAAAAUAAACCAAUAAAUAAUCAUAUCAGCCCUCCACCGCUAAACGUAGGCCUACUACUACUAUCCAUGGUUUUGGUUGCCAACGGGAAAUUCAAAUAUAAAAUGUUUUUUAAUGAUUUACCUGAGUUUACAUUCGAUAUGAGGAAUGAUCUUAGCAAUCGCUAUAGUAAAAGGUAUACACUUCGAAGCAAUUUUUGAUGUCUUUGUUUAACUCCGAAAGUGAUUUUGAAUAAAAUAUUUUGCAUUCAAAAGUUUAUCAGUUUACAUUAUGCUUAUUUUACCAAAAUUGCACGCGAACAUUUCUCAAUAUCCGCGAAACUGCAACCUUUGUGCGCGAACACAUGCUAACUAUGCAUUCGUGCCUUCACGUAUUCAUUUUUUGUUUGCGAACAGUUUGUUAGAUUCUCGCGAUUAUAAUAUCUUCAGUUUCACAAUCCUCGAAAACUAUAGAUUUAUGGUGGCUUUGGUUUCACACAUUUUAGCCUGAAACAGAGGGUUCAAUCCAUUCUCUAGGUAUAUACUAUGCACAAUAUGUAGGUAUUCAGGAUGUUAAUUUAGAUGGCAUUUUUCUUUACAUCACCCCUUUUUUACCCGACUGCCAAAAAUUGUUGUUUUUUCAUGAAACUUUUAUAAAAGAAACACCAUAUUUUCUUCCUUCUUGUUACGUGUUUAUGUGUGUAGCCUUUAACUGAAAGGCUAUGAAAAGAUGUUAUGGUAUGCCCACCAUCUUAUCCCAUUAAUACUGUUCUAACUUCUGUAACUAAACUGACAUCCUGUAUACAUAUGAAAAAUUAACUUUAAUAUUGCAAAAUACUGUAUUACACAUAGGAAAUAAAUAUUACAUAUUAUACAUAAAAGGUCGGUUGCAUUACCAUGACAUUAGUACCUACCUAAUUUAACUGUGACCUCAUAAUUUUGAAAUUUUUUGUUCGCGAGCAAAAGCUUUGUCAAAAUGUUUUGGAUUUAUUUAUCAAGUAGACAAUGCAAUAUUUUGUUAAAAAAUAAAUAAAAUAACAGCUUUUUUACACCACAUUGUCGUACGAGUAAGCGCGACAACAAACAUGUGACAACCAUAGGUUCAAACAAUGACACUUGAAAAAGCGCGACAAUUGUUUUCGCGCGUAUAAAAAAUUAGCAAACAUGCGCUGUGAGAAAAAGCUCUUAAAUAAAAAUACUAAAAAACGUAAUUUUCUAUCAGUCUCUAAUGCAAUCGACUUUACACUUUAAAAUUAACACAUUUCAUUACCAAGAUGAUACCUACACUAGUAAGUAGCAAAAUAUUGUAAACAAAGAUAUGAAAAAUUAUAAUCAACAGAGAAUAUUACAAAUUAUUUUAAUAUAAUAUACUUAAACAAAAGUAGUAUAUAAGAUAGAGUAAGUAAAGUAGAUUAGUAGACUUGCAAAUGUUCGUUGCUAAUAUUAUAAAUGCGAAAGCAACUCUGUCUGUCUACCAAGCUUUCACGCCAAAAUUUGGUACACAAAUAUUUAAUCUAUAACCUGAAAAAGGGCAUAGAAUUUUGUCCUGUGAAACUGUGAGCAACAGCUACUAAAGAAUUUUUAAUUAUUUUUGUUACCAUUAACUACUGUACAGAAUAUCAAUGUGUAUAAUAAUUACAAGUAGUAAAUGACUAGAGAUAAAUAAAUAUACACAUAGAUAAUAAAAAUCUAUUUUUGUUUAUUAAGAUCCAGUUGCACCAUUUAACUAUAACGAUAACCAAAUCAUAACCAGCCGUAUACCAGCCUUACCAAUGGGGCUCAAUUCUGCUAAUUUAAUAAUAUGUCGAUUGGAUAACAAUUGAAUCUCAAUAGCAGGUUUAACCGUAGCGGGCAUUCUGCUACUAAUAUAAGACCAAUCGUUUUCCAAUGACAUUCCAUUGGUUUGCCAUUGGUCUGCCAUUGCUCUCUAGGGAAGUCUGCUCUACAAUCGUAUUGCAAUCGUAAAUCAUUUGCAGACAAUAUGAUUCAUUAUUGAAUA
This is a messenger RNA of Helicoverpa armigera (cotton bollworm), 3071 nucleotides long. RefSeq names its product mediator of RNA polymerase II transcription subunit 28 (gene MED28). The record is from RefSeq and is a predicted model, not a curated record. The transcript has 8 exons. The coding region runs from base 101 to 766 and encodes 221 amino acids. NCBI's taxonomy places the organism in Eukaryota, Metazoa, Arthropoda, Insecta, Lepidoptera, Noctuidae. Gene Ontology annotation, cellular component: mediator complex.